UCCUCGCUUGUUCUUCAACUUACUCACACAACCACCCAAAAAAUAAAAAAAUAAAUUACCUGUCUUCUGCUAUUACUUGCAGCUUUCAUAUUUCUGGAAGGUCAGGGAUGACAAAGGUGUACCCAAACAGUGCAAAUGCCAAUAUUGUCCCCGCCUACGAGCCUCAGAGGCUCAACAGUUCCGGCUCCGACGACGAAACCGCGACGGUCCUCACGGUGUGGAAGAAGUCUUUGCUGCUGAACUGCAAUGGGUUCACAGUGUUCGACUCCAAGGGGAAUCUGGUCUUUAGGGUUGAUAAUUACUUGGCCGGCCAUAAGGGCGAGAUCGUCCUCAUGGACGCCGCCGGCAAGCCUCUCCUCACCAUCCGUCGCAAGCGGCUGAGCUUGGGAGACAACUGGGUGGUGUACGACGGAGAAACCACGAAGAAUCCGCGGUUCUGCGCGACCAAGCACGUGAACAUCCUCAAGAACAAGUGCUUGGCGCACGUGACCUCCGCCAACAGCCGCAAAGGUAGUGACGCGUCGAAAAAUUACGACAACAAGAACGCGGUAUUUUAUCAGAUGGAAGGGUCGUACGCGCAGCGGUGCUGCGCGGUGUACGACAGCAAGAGGAGGAGGGUGGCCGAGAUCAAGAGGAAGGAGGCGGUGGGUGGAGUAGCGUUGGGAGUCGACGUCUUCAGCCUCAUCGUGCAGCCCGAUAUGGACACGUCGGUGGCCAUGUCCCUCGUCAUCUUGCUUGACCAGAUGUACGGGACGUCAAGGCGGUAAAAGAUAAAAACUUUUCUAACUUCGUCACCCACCUUUUCCCCCUUGGUGGAUUCACAUCCCCUCCUCCUCCAUAAAUUCUCUGCUCAAAAUCUCUUUUUUUUUGUUUUUGUUUUGGGUCUGAAUCUGUCAUCUCGUCGAUCUCUUGUUGUCUCUCCAAAAUUCCCACGUACGCUUAUCGUUUUUUCCCUUCCUUUUUUCCCUUUUUUUUAAUUCCGAAAAAAUCCAUGAAGCUUUGUUUUUUCCUUUUAUAUAAAAAGCCAAGCUUCUUAAGUGGGGAUGUAAAUAUGAUUUAGAGACAACAAAGUUUUAUCGUACGCAGAUUUAUAUUUUAGUUCUAAAGAAUUUCAGCAAAAACAUAUGUAAGUGUGAAAAGUUGAUACGAUGAAUAAAUUUUUACAGCAAUUAUCUUGUUGCUGUUUUCGAUUGAAAGUUGA
Malus domestica (apple) is the source of this 1201-nucleotide messenger RNA. RefSeq names its product protein LURP-one-related 8-like. Lineage: Eukaryota; Viridiplantae; Streptophyta; Magnoliopsida; Rosales; Rosaceae. The record is from RefSeq and is a predicted model, not a curated record.